GGAAGUAACUCGGAUUCGAAGGGGCGUGGCCCGUGCCGUAUGUACGGAAUCCGGGCGCUGUUCGGCCUCGGCCUGCUGGUUGGGGGUGCUCGCCUCGCAGCGAGGGCGGAUACCUGCCUGCGGACCGCGGGAGAACGUGGAGCUCAGUGCAGGAAAUACCGAGCAGGGGCUGCCAUGGAGGGGGGGCUCAGAUACCUCAGUCAGGAGGAGGCGCAGGCGGUGGACGAGGAGCUGUUCAACGAGUAUAAGUUCAGUGUGGAUCAGCUGAUGGAGCUGGCAGGACUGAGCUGUGCCACCGCCAUCGCCAAGGCGUAUCCAGUGAGCUCCUUCACGUCCGGUCUGCCCACCGUGCUGGUUAUCUGUGGCCCCGGGAACAACGGCGGUGACGGACUGGUGUGUGCCAGGCACAUGAAGCUCUUCGGCUAUGAACCCGCCAUAUUUUACCCCAAGCGUCCAAACAAGACCCUGUUUGAGAAUUUAACCACACAGUGCCAGAAAAUGGACAUCCCCUUUCUCUCGGAGUUUCCACAAGAGGCAGAGGUCAUCGAUGGAGCCUACAACUUGGUCAUUGAUGCCAUUUUUGGCUUCAGCUUCAAGGGCGCGGUGCGUGAACCCUUUGGCAGCAUCCUGAAUACUCUGAAACGUAUUACUAUACCCAUUGCCAGCGUGGACAUCCCAUCAGGAUGGGACGUGGAGAAAGGAAAUCCGGAGGGCCUGCAGCCAGACAUGCUCAUCUCCCUGACCGCCCCCAAGCAGUCAGCCGUUCACUUCUCCGGACGCUACCACUACCUGGGCGGCCGCUUUGUUCCCAUGGCCUUACAGAAGAAGUACAACCUCAGCCUCCCGGACUACCCUGGUACAGAAUGUGUCCACAGACUGCUCUGAAGACGGAAACGACACGGACAGCUGCAUCGGAGUGCCCACACAGCUGCUGCGCCGUUUCAGUGUGUUUCAUGACUUUGAAGAAAACCAAUAAAUGAUUGUGUUCAUCAUG
Molecule: messenger RNA, 994 nt
Organism: Bufo gargarizans (Asiatic toad)
Lineage: Eukaryota; Metazoa; Chordata; Amphibia; Anura; Bufonidae
Gene: NAXE
Product: NAD(P)HX epimerase
Exons: 6
Coding region: 40-885 (281 amino acids)
Cellular component (GO): mitochondrion
Molecular function (GO): NAD(P)HX epimerase activity
Source: RefSeq, a predicted model, not a curated record